Molecule: messenger RNA, 4145 nt
Organism: Xiphophorus couchianus (Monterrey platyfish)
Lineage: Eukaryota; Metazoa; Chordata; Actinopteri; Cyprinodontiformes; Poeciliidae
Gene: drp2
Product: dystrophin related protein 2
Exons: 25
Coding region: 552-3188 (878 amino acids)
Biological process (GO): synaptic signaling
Cellular component (GO): plasma membrane
Molecular function (GO): protein binding; zinc ion binding
Source: RefSeq, a predicted model, not a curated record
UGACACCUCCUCUGCUGGCUGCUGCCGAUGUGACUGAGCCGAGGCUCCUUUUACAGAAAGCAUCGCUCUGAUAUGUCAGUGUCGGAGCCGCCGGUGCAGCGCCGCGCUCCUCAUGCUGCUGCUCUCCUCACUUUCCUCAUGCCUCGACCGGGACUACAUUAUUUCACUGGGGUCUCCGCCAACACGUCCAGCUGAGCGGUGGUCGGUGGGCAAACCCUCCUCACAGGCAGAGGGGCAGCAAGAGGGCGAAAGAGAGGUCCUUCCCCUCCCUCGGCUCCCUUUCCUGAGGAGACUGCUGCCGUUGUCGCUCCGCGUCCAGGCUGCCCUCCCCCCUCCGACUUCACAGGGCAGCCACGGACAGCUUGGCUCGUUUCCACAGAGGCUCCGAUCCUGCAGCCACGUCAAUCACGUCUUCACCGCUGGCUGCGCGGCGGCCCUCGUGGCCAGGAUGCCAGUGUGUGCCGUGCCAGUCCACUGUGGACGGUGAGGGGCCAGAGGAGGCGACCGAGUGCCGGAGACUGAGAGGAAGCAGUUCCCACCAAACAGGAGAGAUGAACCUCUGCUGGAAUGAGAUCAAACGCAAGUCCCACAACAUUCGGGCACGGCUCGAAGCUUUCUCCGACAACAGCGGGAAGCUGCAGCUCUCUCUGCAGGAGAUCAUAGAAUGGCUGACAGCCAAGGACGAGGAGCUAUCGGAGCAGCUGCCCAUAGGAGGCGACGUUGGGGCCGUCCAGCACCAGAGAGAGUUCCACCAGGCGUUUAUGGAGGAUGUCAAGUCUCGCGGGCCCUUCAUCUACUCGGUUUUGGAGUCAGCCCAGGCCUUUCUGGCUCAGCACCCCUUCCAGGAGCCAGAGGAGACCCUGACCGAUGGAAAAGAGGUGUCUCCACGGCGACGGAUUUUGAACGUGAGCCGAUCUGUGUGGAAGCAGGCGAACGUGGCGAGUGACCUGUGGGAAAAACUGACCGCUCGCUGCGUGGACCGCCACAGGCACAUGGAGAGGACACUGGAGCGCCUUUUGCAGAUCCAGGCAGCCAUGGAGGAGCUGGCAGGGGCCCUGGAGCAGGCAGAGGGCGUGAGGGACGCCUGGGAGCCUGUUGGCGACCUCUUCAUCGACUCACUGCAGGACCACAUUGACGCCACCAAGUUGUUCAAGGAGGAACUCUCGCAGGUGAAAGAGGGCAUGAAGCAGGUCAAUGAGUUGGCCCACCAGCUGGCAAUCUCUGAUGUCCAUUUGUCGAUGGAGAACGCCCGGGCCCUGGAGCAUCUCAACAGCAGAUGGAAAGUGCUUCAGGGCUCCAUUGAGGAGCGGCUGAAGCAGCUCCAGGAUGCACACAGAGACUUUGGCCCUGGAUCGCAACACUUCCUCUCCAGUUCGGUCCAGGUACCAUGGGAGCGUGCCAUCUCCCCAAACAAAGUGCCCUAUUACAUUAACCAUCAGGCCCAGACAACAUGCUGGGACCAUCCAAAGAUGACAGAGCUGUACCAGGCGCUGGCGGAGCUGAACAACAUCAAGUUCUCUGCAUACAGAACAGCUAUGAAGCUUCGACGGGUUCAGAAGGCUCUGAGAUUGGACCUGGUGGCGCUGAGCAGCCUGGUGGACGUGUUUCGGGAGCAGGAGCUGCAGCAGGGGGAGCAUGUGAUGGAUGUAGUGGAGGUGAUUCACGGCCUGACGGCCAUGUACGAGAGGCUGGAGGAGCAGAGGUCCAUUCUGGUCAACAUCCCUCUCUGCGUUGACAUGUGCCUCAACUGGCUGCUCAAUGUUUAUGACAGUGCACGAAACGGCAAAAUGCGAGUUCUUAGCUUCAAAAUGGGACUGGUGAGCUUGUGCAUCGCAGACGUCCAGGAGAAGUACAAAUACUUGUUCCGUCAGGUGUCCGGUCCUGGAGGCUUGACAGACCAGCGUCACCUCAGCCUGCUGCUGCAUGAAGCCAUCCAGAUCCCCCGCCAGCUGGGCGAAGUCGCAGCUUUCGGCGGCAGCAACACGGAGCCAAGCGUCCGGAGCUGCUUCCGCAUGGCCCCUGGGAAGCCUGCCAUUGAGGUGUCUCAUUUCCUGGAAUGGAUGAGCCUCGAGCCCCAGUCGAUGGUUUGGCUGCCCGUCCUGCACCGCGUAGCUGCUGCAGAGUCCACCAAGCAUCAGGCCAAAUGCUACGUCUGCAAACAAUGCCCCAUUAAGGGUUUCAGGUAUCGCAGUUUGAAGCAGUUCAAUGUGGACAUCUGCCAGACAUGUUUUCUAACCGGCCGCACAAGCAAGGGCAAGAAGCUGCACUACCCCAUCAUGGAGUACUACACCCCAACAACCUCGGGAGAGAAGAUGAGGGACUUCGCUAAGACUCUGAAGAACAAGUUCAGGUCAAAGCAGUACUUUACAAAGCACCCGCAGAGAGGUUACCUGCCUGUGCAGUCUGUACUGGAAGCUGAAAGCUCAGAGACCCCUUGCUCCUCACCCAGGCUGCCCCAUGCAGACACACACAGCAGGAUUGAACACUACGCCAGCAGAUUGGCAGAAAUGGAAAACCAGAAUUGCUCAUUCUUCACGGAUAGCCUGUCUCCAGACGAGAGCCUGGAUGAAGAUCAGUACCUCCUGCGUCACUCCAGCCCAGCCCUGGACCACGAUUCACCCUGCGGGCAGCACAUGCUACUGGCUCACCUGGAGCAUCAGGACAAGGAGCAGCUCCAAUGCACCCUGGCCCGCCUGGAGAACGAGAACAGGGUGCUGCAGAGCGAGUACAGGCGACUCAAGUGGAAACACGAAGAAGCAGCGGCGCUUCCCAUGCUGACCGAGGCUGGUGAGGGCGGCCCCGGGUCGCCCACAGCGGGAGGGGCGCAGGACGAAGAGCUGCUGGCGGAGGCGCGGGUGCUGCGGCAGCACAAAACGCGCCUGGAGACCCGGAUGCAGAUCCUGGAGGACCACAACAAACAGCUGGAGUCGCAGCUGCGCCGACUCAGGGAGCUUCUGCUACAGCCCAAAGAUGAUUCGGAGGCGAACGGAUCCGAGCUGUCGACGCUCUCCUCUCCGGUGUCAGGAGGCGGGCGCCAAGGGGAGCCGCCCAGCAGGGAGAUGACCGACACCGAGGCAGCAGGAGAUGAUUUGGAGCGCGAGCAGGACACCGUGCUGCAGCUUCAGGAGGUCAUCGAACAGCUGAGAAACGUCUUCCCCUCCGAGCCGGGCACCACAUCACACAUCUAACCCUGUGAGGGGCCUACAAUAACAGAACGGCAGCCUGAAACGAGGCACGAGGUCAGGCGGCGACACGUCAGACCCUGCGACUGCCACGGCGCCGCCGCCAUUAAGAACUAACCCUCAUCCGGAUCGCUGUGCACUAAAAGCCUUUCUCAUGCAAACUGCCAGAGGCUCACGCUGAUGCCCUUUUUGGCCAGGCUGCGCUUCAUAAGCUCAGUGACAGCAUGCUAAGGAGCCAAGAGGAAUAUAUUGUUAGCAGAAGGUCAAAGGGUAAAAAAACGACAACAAAAAAAACGAAACGCCCAACCAAGACACUGUGCUUACCAGUAUUUGUGUAGUCGUUCAGAGGUGUGAAGCUUUAUAUCAGAUCAGAGCACAAAGUCCAGAAGUACUGGAAAAAUACAAAACUGGAGGGGAAGGGGGUCACUUGUGUACGACUUUGUUUUAGGGCCAUUAUAGAGAGAAGAAAAUGAGUAAAUUUCAGAGAAAAAAAUUCUAAGAUUAAUCUCAGAAAUUUUCAACUUCUCAAACUCAGAAAUUUCAAAUUUACUUUGAGAAAAUUUCAGCGAUUACUCUCAGAAUUGCUGAGUUUUUUCUAGGAAAUCUUUGACUUUUCAAAAUAAAAAAUCUCCAAUUUUUUUCUAGAAAAUUUCUGAUUACUCUCAGAUUUUCUGAGGUUUUUCUCAGAAAUGUACUCCUCCUUUUUCUCUCUCCAUCAUGGCUCUAACACGCCAUCGUACCUGCGUGUUUUUUACGUUUGAAUGUGUUAUCAUGGUUUAUUUUUCAGAUUUUGGUAAUUGCAUCAGGGCUGCUGUCUGAUUUCAUAUCACUAGGAGAUGCAAAUUGGAGCUGGCAGCCCCCAGAAGAGCCGGGGGUUUUUUUGUUUGGGUUUUUUUUGUGAGAAUGGUGCAUUUUCAUAAGUUAAAUCCAUGAUUUAUUAAAGACUGCCCAAAGUGCCCGCCA